CUUCUCUCUCACAUCCGCUCUCUUGCCCUAGACGAAGUGUACCCUGGUGGUCUGUCGGUACCGUUUUUAUUCUUCAAACACCCGCAAAAAAACUCAAACGCAAUCAUGAGCAGGAAAUUCUUCGUUGGUGGAAACUGGAAAAUGAACGGCGACAAGAAAAGCCUCGGGGAGCUCAUCCAGACCCUGAACGGAGCCAAGGUGGACCCCAAUGUCGAGGUGGUGUGCGGUGCUCCAACAAUCUACCUGGACUUUGUCAGGUCCAAGCUCGACGCCAAGUUCGGCGUUGCUGCUCAGAACUGCUACAAAGUUUCCAAGGGAGCCUUCACUGGGGAGAUCAGCCCUGCAAUGAUCAAGGACUGUGGUGUGAACUGGGUGAUCCUGGGACACUCUGAGAGGCGCCACGUCUUCGGAGAGAGCGAUGAGCUCAUUGGUCAGAAGACAGCCCACGCUCUGGAGAGUGGUCUCGGUGUCAUCGCCUGCAUUGGCGAGAAGCUGGACGAGAGGGAGGGCGGCAUCACCGAGAAGGUCGUCUUUGCUCAGACCAAGGUCAUUGCAGACAAUGUAAAGGACUGGAGCAAGGUUGUGCUUGCUUACGAGCCUGUGUGGGCCAUUGGCACCGGCAAGACUGCUUCCCCACAGCAGGCCCAGGAAGUUCAUGAGAAACUGAGGGAGUGGCUGAAGACCAACGUGUCUGAGGCUGUAGCCAGCUCUGUGAGGAUCAUCUAUGGAGGUUCUGUGACCGGUGCUACCUGCAAAGAACUCGGCUCCCAGAAGGACGUUGACGGUUUCCUUGUGGGCGGAGCUUCCCUCAAGCCAGAGUUUGUCGAAAUCAUCAACGCCAAGGCAUAAAAAAAACUCAGGCAGCUGCAUUGUGACCAUGUCCAGAUCAGAGGCCAGAUCCAUACAGACGAUCCAUUUCCAUCAUCCCUCACACUCAGCACUUCCUCUUCCCCCUUUUAUUCAAAGUAUCUGUAAUAAUGUCAUUCCCUCCUUUUCCUUUAUAUAUAUUUUUUUGGUAUAUUUUUUUUCAUGAAGAAAAGGGACAGGUUGACACAUGCACUGAAACGAGUUAAGUCCACUGAGAAUGUGUGCAUACUAACUUCCACACCAAGUGCUCAAGCUGUAAAGAUUGACAAUUACACCUUGAGGUGGACCGCACGUCCACGCCUUUACUUGAAGUUUACGAACUUUUUUUUUUUUUGUAAACAGUCACAGCUGGUGUCAAGCCGAUUUAUUUUGUUUAAAAUCGGUCUCGUGUGUGUUGUGAGGUUCUGUGGGUUUUGCCUCCCUGUCGACGUGCAUGAACCACUCUCUCUCAUUGGCUGUUUUGCCACGAGAGAAGUGUCCAUUACGUGUUUAUCCUAUUGUGUGUCAUGGCUGAUGGGUAUGGAGGGUGGGAAGGCUGUAAAGAAACAUUGUAAUAAACGGUUCAGAGACUG
Molecule: messenger RNA, 1439 nt
Organism: Micropterus salmoides (largemouth bass)
Lineage: Eukaryota; Metazoa; Chordata; Actinopteri; Centrarchiformes; Centrarchidae
Gene: tpi1b
Product: triosephosphate isomerase 1b
Exons: 7
Coding region: 106-849 (247 amino acids)
Biological process (GO): glyceraldehyde-3-phosphate biosynthetic process; glycerol catabolic process; glycolytic process
Cellular component (GO): cytosol
Molecular function (GO): triose-phosphate isomerase activity
Source: RefSeq, a predicted model, not a curated record